Ahaetulla prasina is the source of this 4682-nucleotide messenger RNA. Its product is annotated as gastrula zinc finger protein XlCGF57.1-like. Lineage: Eukaryota; Metazoa; Chordata; Lepidosauria; Squamata; Colubridae. The record is from RefSeq and is a predicted model, not a curated record. The transcript has 4 exons. Bases 418 to 2487 code for a protein of 689 amino acids. Gene Ontology annotation, biological process: regulation of DNA-templated transcription. Gene Ontology annotation, cellular component: nucleus.
AUAAAGUCCCCCCAACACUUAUUCUUGUCAAGGGCGAUUCCUUCCUAACUUUGCACUCCGCUUCCCUCCCCUCCCCUCCCUCUCUCCCCACUUUCUCUGACUGCCUGGGGCAAAGAAGCAACGGACUCGCUGCCCAGCUGAGCAUCCCACCCGGAGUGGGGGGAGGGCAGGCAGGGAGACCCCCGAGUGGGCGGCGCUCUCCGCCCUUUAGAGAAUGGGAGGAGCUGGACGGAGAGGGGAGGAGCUACAAGCACUUCCUGGCUGGGGUCGUUCCGGGGAGGGGGAUCCACGUGCGAGGCCGGGAAGGAAGGAAGCUUAGCCGGCGGGGCUGCGAGGAAAGCGGGCAUCUCUUUUCCUGCGCGCAUCUCUUGGACCGAGGAACAGAGCCGCCUUUCCCUGCGGGCGCCUCAGACUCUCAUGGCCUCGUCUUCAUCUCUUGGAACCUCAGUUCUUUGUAAUCGAGGAUUAACAGCGGUUGAGCUUCCAAUGCAGGAAUUGAUAUCGCUUGAGGAUGUAGCUGUGGUUUUCUCCGUGGAGGAGUGGGCCCUGCUGGAUUCUGAGCAAAAAGCCCUGUAUCAAGAGGUCAUGCAGGAAACCAAGAGGAACUUGGCCUCCUUAGGUGACGGAUGGGAGAUGGAGGAUUCUGGCCAAGAGGCAGCAACACCUUUGCCAAAAGAGAAAAAGGAAGUUGCAGAAAAAAUGAAUGGAAAGAAAAGUUUGGAGGAAAACCAAUUAAGGGUUGAGCUAGAGAACUGCACUAGUUUACCUUCUGCAGAUACCAAUGUCUUAUUGGACACGGAUGAUUGCCAAGAAAAAGAAGUGUGUUCAAGGUGUGGGAAAACGCUUCGAGAUGAAUCUGGAUUAUGUGACUGUUGUAAAAGCCCUGCUGGAGAGAAACAAGAUGAAAGCAGGCAACGCUCCAGAAGGACCCUUCCUCCUCCUUUACAUGAAAGAAGACAAGAAGGAGGGGAAAUGUACAAAUGUACAGAGUGUGCAGAAAGCUUCAGUACAAGCCGCUCCCUUGCAUUGCAUAAAAAUAUUCACAAAGCAGAGGAUCAACACAAAUAUCUGGAUUGUGGAAGAACCUUCAGGCAGAAAAGUCACCUUAAUUCACAUAAGAAGGUCCACGAAGAGAGGAAGCAGCAUCAAUACAUUAAUUGGGGAAACAGCUUCGGAAGCAGCACCUCCCUUACUUCCCCUCAAAGCCUCCACAGAGAGGAGAAGUUGCAUCAACGCAGGGAGGGUAGAAUGAGGUUUCCUGGAAGCAAGGAACCGAAUUCCCGGAAAAAAAGCCCCACUGGAAAGAAAUCAUGUAAAUGCCUGGAAUGUGGGAAGAGCUUCCGCUCUCCAAGUAAGCUCACUUACCAUAAUAGGAUCCAUACAGGGGAAAAGCCAUAUCAUUGCACGGUGUGUGGAAAGAGCUUCAGGACCUCCAGUGCCCUUAUUUACCAUAAAAGAAUUCACACAGGAGAGAAACCCUAUGAAUGCUUGGAGUGUGGAAAAAGCUUCAGCACAAGUAGUGCUUUAACCUUACAUAAUCGGAUGCAUACAGGGGAGAAACCUUAUAAAUGCCUGCACUGUGGAAAGAGCUUCAGUCAAAAAGUUCAUCUUAAGUCACACGAGAUGAUCCACACGGGGGAAAAACCAUUUCAAUGCACGGAGUGUGGAAAGAGCUUCCGUUUCUCAGCAAACUUUAAUGUCCAUCACAGAAUCCACACAGGGGAGAAGCCCUUUCAAUGCCUGCAGUGUGGAAAGCGUUUUGCCAAUUAUGGUGCCUUUUAUGCCCACAAAAGGCUCCACACAGGGGAGAAACCAUACGAAUGCCGCGUGUGUGGGAAGAGAUUCAAUCAAAAAAACCAGUAUAUUGUACACAGCAGAACCCACACCGGGGAGAAACCAUAUACAUGUCAUGAGUGCGGAAAAAGCUUUAGACAUAAUAAUUCACUCAGGGGCCAUAGAAGGCUUCACUCAGGGGAGAAACCCUAUAAAUGCCCGGAGUGUGGAAAAUGUUUUAGUAUGAGUGGCCACCUUACCUCCCACAAUAGGCUCCACACAGGAGAGAAGCCAUUUAAAUGCAUUGUGUGUGGAAAGAGUUUUCGAGAAGGGAAGAAUCUUACACUCCAUAAAAGAAUCCACACAGGGGAGAAACCCUAUAAAUGCCUGGAGUGUGGAAAAUGUUAUAAUCAGAGUGGCAGUCUUACCUCCCACAUGAGGAUCCACACUGGAGAGAAGCCAUUUAAAUGCAUCGUGUGUGGAAAGAGUUUUCGAGAAGGGAAGAAUCUUAUACUCCAUAAAAGAAUCCACACAGGGGAGAAACCCUAUAAAUGCCUGGAGUGUGGAAAAUGCUAUAAUCAGAGUGGCAAUCUUUCCUCCCACAUGAGGAUCCACACAGGGGAGAAGCCGUAUCAGUGUGUGGAGUGUGGAAAGAAAUUCAGAACCAGUAGUAAUCUUACUCAACAUAAGAAAACGCACAGCAGGAAAAGAUGACCUGAUGUCGUGUCCCACUCCUCCGCUGAUGGCCGGGUCGGGGAAGUCCAUAUCAAGCGUGCCUCUGCAGCUCUGCCAAAGUCCUAUCAGAGUUCUCAAGGCAGGCAGGAGACCAGGAAGUGACUUCAGCAAUCCAAGUUAGACUUUGCCUGACUCAGAGAAUGCCAGAAAGCAGAUCCUUUAUAUAGGCCAUGGGGUGUGGCUCCAUGACUCAGCACUUAUCCAGGCCUGCCCCUCCCUUCCUUUUGGUGAUGUCGCCUCUCCAUUCUCCGGAAGCGUGGGUCUAUCCAUUGCAUCGUUUCGUCUCCAGCUGUUGGUAAUCCCAGCUCGUGGCUGGCUUCUGGCGCACAUGCUAUCGGAGGGAGGUUUGUUUGUUCGGCCUGUCCGGGCAUGGUGCCAGGACUGGGGGCUGGAGGCAUGCCAGGACAUUCUUCAGCACUAUCAGCGUCUGGCAGGAGAUAAGAGGGGCCCGGCUGCGGCAGGGGGAGCGAGCGAGACACAACACCUGAAUUGGUUUGUGUUGAUUCUCAACAUUUGCUUAACGCCCCUAGAAGUGUUCCAGGAGAAUCUGUAGAAACCCUUGGAGUAUUGGAAGGGCUUCCGAAGAAGCAGAAGCUUUUUGAUCCUUUAAAAAGGAGAAUUGGCUUGUAUAACUAGGAACUAACUUUUGGACAAUAGAUCUUUGUGCUAGAGUCAAAUUGAAUAGAAAUAAUAAUAGAGCGAGAUGGGAUGGGAUGGAACAGAAAUAGAAAUAGAAUAGAAACAGAAAUAGAAUAGAAACGGAAUAGAAACACGGUAUGUAAAACUAAUCCUCCAGAAAGCAAGACUUUUUGGCAAACAAAGCAUGUCUUGCUUCAAACUCUACCCCUUCUUCACCCAGCCACCCUUUCUCUCUUGAUCAGCUUUGGUGACUUACUUGUGCAGGCAAGCCCUUACACCAACAUGCACUCAUAACUCCUUCUCUCCUCCUCUCUCAUACAAUCAGACACACAAAGUCUUAGGUUUGAGUUUUCUGAGCUCAAAUUAUGACUCCCGUACUAUAAAUUAUAAUUCCCACCAUAUAGAUUUAUGGAAGAUGUUAACACUUGUCCUUUGCAGAUGCAGACCACUGCACCAGAUGUCCAGAAGAUCAACAUCAGAACAAGAACCGAGACCAAUGUAUCCCCAAAAUCAUCACCACUUUGUUGUAUCAGGAGAAUUUGGGGGUCAUCCUUACCUCCUUUGCCCUCUUCCUAAUCUUAACCUCCAGUUUUGUUUUGGGAAUCUUCAGUAAAUACCGAGAAACUCCCAUCGUCAAGGGCAACCACCAGGAUCUCUCCUAUGUUCUCCUGGUCUCCCUACUGCUUUCUUUCUGCACUUCCUUCCUUUUUAUUGGUCGGCCAAGGAGGGCCACUUGCCUUCAUUGACAAACAGCCUUCAGCAUCACCUUCUCAGUUGCUGUCUCUUCUGUCUUGGCGAAAACAAUCAUGGUGGUGCUGGCCUUCCUAGUCACAAAGCUAUCUGGUUAGGAGUCUUUGCCCCCUUCCCUGGUUCUGACAUGCAUUCCCAGUCCAGGGAGAUCAUUCUGCGGUGCAAUGAAGACUCCACUGUUAUGUUUUACAUUGUUCUCACCUACAUGGGCUUCCUGGCCACCAUCUGUUUCAUGGUGGCUUUCCUAGCUAGGAACCUCCCAGGGGCCUUCAACGAAGCCAAGUUGAUCAGUUUCAGCAUGCUGGUCAUCUGCAGCAUCUGGAUAUUCUUUGUACCCACCUACUUGAGCACCAAGGGAAAAUACAUGGUGGCCGUGCAGGUCUUCUCCAUCUUGGCUUCCAGUGCUGGUCUGCUGGGAUGUAUCUUCAUCCCCAAAUGCUACAUUAUUUUACUAAGACCAGAUCUAAAUACAAAAGAGCAGCUAAUAUUGAAAAAUGAAAUGGGAAACUGAUUCUGAUGCAAUUUUCUUUUUUUUUUCCAUAAAAAAGUUUUAUUUUUACAAUCAUGUCAACUCAUCCAAUGUACAGUUAUAUACAAUUAGUCGGGCUUGCCCAGUCACCACCCCCCUUUUUAACACUCUUCCCUCUUCUACCUUCUUCUACUUUCCAGACCUUCCUCUCCUUCUCUUAUCUACAUCCUCUCCUCCCUCCACCCUACACCUUCCUUCUCCCUCUUCUACCCCUCUUCCUUCCUCUUCUCCUCUUUCCUACCUCCUACUCUCUCUU